AUGACAGACACGCAAUCUUCGGAUCCCGCAUUCCUCAACGGCGGCAAGGGAGAGGAUGUCCCCGCUCCGGGCCAGAUACUGACAGGCAAGCAAGAGCAUUACCUCAAGCGCGAGCUCAUCGCCCGUCAAGUCCGCGACGAAAUCUCCGAACUCAACUCCCCAACCGCACUCCAGCGCUUCGGCGCCCCCUUUCGAUCGGAAUUUGGUGAGGUUGCGCCAGUCGACUCAGAACUGCCCAUUUUGCGCUACAUCUUCGUCCACCAUGUUCGCAAUUUCCCAUUCCUCGAUAAGGCGCGCGAAAAGGAGUUCUGGCAGGAUAAGCUUCAAAUCUUCCUGGAAUCAUUCGCCAAUAAACAUGUCUCGUCGUCGGAAGACCGAUUGGAGGAAACAAAGCGUCGGAAAUUGGCGAGGAAAUGCGAGAAACUCGUGGAGCUCAUGAUGGUUUCUGGUGUGCCUACUGCCUCAGGAUAUGAAGAGCGCAUUCAAUUUUCAGAGAUGGAGGUUGUUGAGCGUGGUGCGCAAGACUCUGGAUUGUUGGUCAACAUCCCUGAAGGAAACUCCAUCAACGGCUGGGAUGUGAACGUUGCCGCUGUUCGGACUACAUCAGUGAAGCGGACAGUUCGAUACCACUCGCACGCGGAAUUUAUUAUUCGCGUCAGCCGUGACGGCAAAGAGCACCACGUUGGAAGGAGAUAUGGAGAGUUCGUCAAGCUCCAGAAGAGACUCAGCACCGAGAUGCCAGGGAAACACCUACCCCCUCUCCCUCGCAAGAACAAAACUUCCAGCACCAGUUGGUGGGGCUCUGCGGCAGAUGACGAUGCUUCUUCUCUAUCAUCUCUGUCGACACAGGGCACGAACGCCCCAGACGAUCGACUCUCUGUGCCAGCCGGCUCAAAAGGCGUCCGACGAUCAACAUCCAAAUCUUCAAUGCGAUCAACUAAGUCACCACGCGCAUCAACCAGUGACGUAUCCAGGGAGACUAUCCUGUACCGAGAGGAGCAGCGAUUGUCUUUGCGUGCCUUUUUGCGAACGGUCUUGCAAAACAAGCGCAUUGCAGAGUCGAAGGCGAUGGAGGAGUUUUUGACUGCCCGCCCCGUCAAGCUGAACGAGGAAGAAUUAGUUGACGUCCAAAGGCGGAAAGACAUGGAUGCUGUAAGAAUUGAGGAGCAGAAGAGGUUCUACGAGAUUGCUAGACAGCGCGCCGCAGAAUUGGACGUGUACAUGGAGCGCUUCCGACGAGAUAUUGUGGAGAGCAAUGGGUUGACAAAGCUCUUUGCCGAGAUUCGCGAGAAGCCUUCCAUUCCCGACCUCAGCCCGCAGUACCAGAAGUUCGCUGAGUGGCUACGUAUUGAGGUUGCUGCAACGCUGUAUCACCUUUUCCUUGCUGAAGAUAACUCACCCGAGUUGUUUGCACAGGCGAAGAGAAUCCAUGGCCUUGUGCCUUACACCUUGAUGAAGAAUGUGAUUCGCAUCGCCAAUCCCGCGGCCGUCAUGUCGGGCGUCCUUGAUUUAUUCAUGGCUCAGCCGUUUGGAUCGCGUUCACUUCUGCAGCGUAUCUUCUCUUUGACAUUGAACGAAGGCAUCAAGGAUUUCCAGCGAUCAAUUGACACUCUGGCUGCAAAGGUUGAAGACUCAAUCCUCACCCAGAAGCUCAAGUCGUUUGCGGAAGCCGAAGAAGAGGUCAAAAAUGAGAUUCGAGCUGAAGCCGAAGCCGAUGACGUUGAUAUCAUCGUCGCCAUUCUGCGUUCCGAGCUCAUCGCCCCCGAACUUACUCCCGAGCAGAUUGGCAAGGUGUUCAACGGCUAUGUGGCUUGGAACUAUGCCGUGGAGAAUGUUGACCUGGAAAUGCAGCAAGGCGCUCAGUGGUUUGCCCACAUGAAGCAGCUACUCAAGCUCUACACUCGUCAACGGGAUAAGGCUAUGAUGCUGAGCAUCGUUGAGGAGCCCGUCACAUUACAGCUCUUCCGUGACCUCUUCACUAUCUUCUACGAGCCCCUGGUCCGGGUCUACAAAUCCGCCAAUGUGUACAGUAGUAUCACUGACUUUGCCCAAUUUGCCGAUGACGCCAUUAGUGUUAUCGAAAGCGCCCAGCGCCAGGAUACAUCGGCUGACCCCAACCAGACGGUUCAAGCCUUUAUUGAUCUUUGCGCUCGCCAUGAGGCCAACUUCUACAAGUUCAUCCACGAAGUGCAUCAACAUGACAAUGGCUUGUUCCAGAAGUUGAUGGCUUGGAUUGAGGAGAUUCUUGAUUUCCUGCGCAAUGGCCCUGCCGGAGGCAAGAUGGACAUCAAUGCUCUGUUCCAGGGAGCUGCUGGUGCUGGCCAAAUUGACAAGACCCUCGCCCUCUCUGAAAUCAACCAGCUCAUCAAGUGGCAAGAAGAUCGGAAACGCUGGCACUUGAACAAGACGCGUCAGAAAAUGGCUGCCGAGGGUACCUCAGGGGAUGCCAUCCCUGGCGUGACCACGUUCAGGAGCAGUGAUUUCGGUCUUGAUGAUGCUGAUCUUGAAGAUCUCACCAUCUCAGAUGAUGCAUCCGAUGCAUCUGACGAGGACAGCGUAGACGAAGACGGGGACGACCCUAUUGCCGUUGAGCGUCGCCGUCGUACCAAGAAACAAGACCAACUGCGCCGCACCGCUGGAGAACCUGUCAAGCCCGAGGUCACUGAGAUUCUCAAGCUCGCCGACCCGUUCAAUAUCAUGUUGCGACACGUCCUUGCUGAUUAG
This is a messenger RNA of Penicillium brevicompactum, 2724 nucleotides long. Its product is annotated as PX domain-containing protein. Lineage: Eukaryota; Fungi; Ascomycota; Eurotiomycetes; Eurotiales; Aspergillaceae. Bases 1 to 2724 code for a protein of 907 amino acids. The transcript is spliced from 6 exons. The record is from RefSeq and is a predicted model, not a curated record. Gene Ontology annotation, molecular function: phosphatidylinositol binding.